Electrophorus electricus (electric eel) is the source of this 2286-nucleotide messenger RNA. RefSeq names its product Nedd4 family interacting protein 1, like (gene ndfip1l). Gene Ontology annotation, biological process: vacuolar transport; ubiquitin-dependent protein catabolic process; metal ion transport. NCBI's taxonomy places the organism in Eukaryota, Metazoa, Chordata, Actinopteri, Gymnotiformes, Gymnotidae. Gene Ontology annotation, cellular component: perinuclear region of cytoplasm; endoplasmic reticulum; Golgi apparatus. Gene Ontology annotation, molecular function: WW domain binding. The record is from RefSeq and is a predicted model, not a curated record.
GUGAAAAAAGAUCUAGCUAGGGUUGGACGUAGGCAAGAUACAAACUUAUAUAAUUCCAUACAGACGUUUUGUUGAGUGGACUGUUUGUAUUCCCAAUUAGUUCAGCAAUCCUCUGAAUCCUCUCAAGCUUUGUGGGGAUGGCAGAACCAAGCGGUAGAUAUCAUCAAUUGCCCAAUGAGGAUGAACCAGAUGAGGGACCUCAGGCAACUAAUGAUGCUCCGCCCCCUUACAGCAGUGUUGCAGCAGAAAAUGCAGCGUACUUUGAUUAUAAAGAAGACGGCGCGUUCCCCAAGCCUCCCUCUUAUAACGUAGCCACAUCGCUUCCGUCGUACGACGAGGCUGAGCGAAACAAAGCGGAAGCCUCAGUCCCUCUGGUGGCAGCGCGAGAUGAGGACUUUGUGGCCAGGGAUGACUUUGAGGACGCCGACCAGUUGCGAAUAGGCAACGAUGGCAUUUUCAUGUUGACGUUCUUCAUGGCCUUCCUCUUCAAUUGGAUCGGCUUCUUCCUGUCGUUCUGCCUCACCACCUCGGCAGCCGGACGCUACGGAGCCAUCUCCGGUUUCGGUCUAUCGCUCAUCAAGUGGAUUUUGAUCGUCCGGUUUUCUACAUACUUCCCUGGUUACUUUGAUGGCCAGUACUGGCUGUGGUGGGUGUUCCUGGCUCUCGGUUUCCUGCUGUUUCUCAGGGGCUUCAUUAACUACGCCAAGAUCCGCAAAAUGGCCGACUCCUUCUCCACUCUCCCGCGGACCAGAGUUCUCUUCAUCUAUUAAAGGCUUAUGUUCUGGAGCCUCUGUAGCUACUUGUUUGGAUACUGAUACGGAAUUCAUGGCCAGCUCAAAGCCACAGACUCAGCGGAGAACGCAUAUUUAAAGGAAAACAAACCCCCUUCCGUCUGUAACCUACACAUCUCAAAGGGUGGCCGUGUUUCUUUCAGGAUGACGGAAGGGAAGUGAUGACCCCACCCUGUCCCCCGCUUUAAAUAGCACCACUCUACAGGCAAGCGGCGAGAUACUCUUUCUAUGUUCCUUAGAUGUAAACUUGUGGAUGCCGAUAACUCUGUGUGCAAAAAUCAUUAGUGGUUUAAUGUUAAGUGCUGUUCAAUCAAGUCCCAUCAUGUAAAAUGAAUGCCUUAUGCUAUCUUUCUAGUAAUGGCAUGCACUGUGCCCUGUUAUCCAAUAGGGGGCAGUCUUGGAUUUUUUUCUCUCUCCCCCUACCCCCUAGUUUUUUUUUUUGUUGUUGUUUUUUUUUUUUUUUUACUUUGACGUUUGACAUGGAAACAGCCAGUCGCUGUUGGUCACCAUUCACCAGGAGCCUUUCCUUUUGUGAAUGGCGACAUUAGUUGAAUUGAAUUUAAAGCAGUGCUUUUCUUCUCUCUCUCUCUCUCUCUCUCUCUCUCUCUCUCUCUCUCUCUCUCUCUCUCUCUCUCUCUCUCUCUCUCUCUCUCUCUCUCUCUCUCUCUCUCUCUCUCUACAACACGAAAUUAAAGUCGCUUUUUAAGUUGUUACAUUUGAUGUGGUAUGCUUUUAUUGUUCUAUUUAUUUUAAACACAAAAAACCCUAUACACAAUCAAGUAAACGUUGGAGUACGUUAUGGAAUGCUUUUACAUGUACUCUACAGGCAUGAUACCCCAUGUAAAAUGAACAUGGAUCUUAAUACUGUAAGCUGUAAAUAAAUGUUCUUUAUUUAAGUUGUAGUGAAAGAAAUGCCUUAGAGCACAUUUCGAAUAAUUGCCAUGUUUUGUUGAACUGAUAUGACUUUCUUUUGAUGCUUCUUUAACUAAGGGACGUGCGUUGUAGUCUGCGUUUGGUUCGGUUAGGAUGACGUGCGGGUGUUCAGGUCACCUGCUUUUUUUUUCUUUUUUCUUUUUUUUUUUUCUUUUUUUUUUUUUCUUUUUUUCUUUUUCCCCUGCAGGUCCUAAUGGCAAAACCAGAAUUACCCCAGCAACCACCUUCCACACCAUUUCUUAUAAGAAGCACCGGCAACUGAGUCCUCUGAUUAGGGGUGAUGCGUCCCAUCAGGGCAUAUUUCCCACCAGACUAGAGGUCUGUUUGAUCUGAAGUUUACUUGUGUGCAUUUACAAAUUUUAAAAGUUAUGUAAAAAAAUUAUUAUUUUUCUCCUCUGUGACUUCUCUGGUCACUGAGGGACUCGUCCAUGGAGAGCAGGAAAUGGUUCUUUCUGUAAUGUUUGUUUUUCCUGACCAGCUUUGUGGAUGGCUUUUGAAUGCUGAUGGAUGUACACGCCUGUAAAUAAGACAUUGCUAUUAAAGUACCUGGUGUUGCAACGUU